AUGGCAGAAGCAGGUUUGUUCAACAUAGCUGAUGGGAUCCUGGGAAAGAUAGGCAACCUUGCCCUCCAGGAAAUCGGAUUGGUGUGGGGUGUCAAAGAACAGCUUGAGAAACUGAAAAACACAGUUUCCACCAUUAAAGCUGUACUUUUGGAUGCAGAGGAUCAGCAUGCCAAGAGCCAUGAGGUUAGGGAUUGGCUUGGAAAGCUUAAAGAUGCAGUUUAUGAUACAGAUGACCUGUUGGAUAAUUUUUCAACUCAUGUUCUGAAACGUCAACAGGGGAAAAGGGGAAAACAGGUAAGCUUUCUAUUCUCAAAAGUUAGUCAAGUAACUUACAAUCUUAAGAUAAGUCAUCAAAUCGAGGCCAUUAGGGAGAAAUUAGAUGCAAUAGCUGCUGAUAAAAUUAAAUACCACUUUACGGACCGAUCCCCUAUAAGCAUACCACUUGUAAAGGUUGAGAGGAGGCAGACACAUUCGUUUGUCCGAAAGGAAGAUGUAGUUGGGAGACAAGGUGACAAAGAUGCCAUCAUGAAAAGGUUGUUGGAGAGUAAUGGCGUUGACAAUGUUUCAGUGAUACCAAUAGUUGGGAUAGGGGGACAAGGCAAGACCACUCUAGCUCAACUAGCGUACAAUGAUGAGAGAACAGUGAAGCAUUUUGAGUUGAGGAUGUGGGUGUGUGUUUCCGAUGUUUUUGAUGUGAAAAUGAUAGUUGAGAAGAUUUUGGAGUCUGCUACUAGUUCCAAGUAUGAAAGUCUCGAGAUGGAUUCCUUGCAAACUCACCUUCGUAAAAGGAUCGAUGGCCGGAAAUACUUACUUGUGUUAGACGAUAUGUGGAAUGAUAGUCGGGAGAGGUGGCUGAAUUUGGCAGAUUUGUUGAUGAAUGGUGCAAGGGGCAGUAAGAUAAUUGUCACUACACGUGCUCAACUGGUUGCUUCCAUUACAGGCACAAGCCAGCCUUACCUGUUGGAAGGCCUUCCAGAAGACAUGUCUUGGUCCUUGUUCGAAAAAGUGGCAUUUAAAGAAAGCAAAGAGACAAAUGAUUCAAGAUUAGUAGCAAUUGGGAAGGACAUUGUCAAAAAAUGUGCCGGUAAUCCCCUCGUGAUAAGGACCAUAGGUGGCGUUCUAUAUACCAAAGAUACCGAAACUGAGUGGCUCUCUUUAAAAGAGAGGCAAUUGUCAAUGCUAACUCGAAACGAAGAUGAUGUAUUAUCCGUACUGAAGUUAAGCUAUGAACAACUGCCAUCCUAUUUAAAACAGUGCUUUGCUUACUGUUCAUUGUUUCCUAAGGACUAUGAGAUAAACAAGCAAAUGCUGAUUUCGCUUUGGAUUGCAGAAGGGUUUAUACAACCUUUGCAGGGAAUUCAAUGCCUCGAGGAAUUGGGGGGCCAGUAUUUCAUGGAUCUCCUCAGGCGGUCCUUUUUUCAAGAUGUGGAAUAUGAUGAAUGGGGCAAUGUAAUAAGUUGCAAACUGCAUGACCUCAUGCAUGACCUUGCUCAAUUAAUUGCAGGGAGUGACUGCUCCAUGGUAGAUCUGGAUUGUGAAAACAUAUCUGAAAGAACUCAUCAUGUGUCGUUGAGUGCCGAAUUAGAUUCAUCCUGGAAAAUCCCAACCACUUUGCUCAACGCAAACAAAAUACGGACAUUUCUUCUUCCAAUGCAACCUAUUCAUCGUGUAGUUUUGGACAAGGUUGAUCAUGAAGCAAUCAUUUCAAGUUUUAGGCUUAUGCGUGUAUUGGAUCUACACAAUACCGGGCUUCACAUCCUACCGAGGAUCAUCGGUAAGUUGAAACAUUUGAGGUAUCUUGAUCUCUCCAAGAAUGAAGUCAUCAGAAAACUCCCAAGUUCCAUUACUGAGUUGCUUAAUUUGCAGACACUAAAAAUCUAUUCUUGUAAGAGAUUAGAACAGCUUCCGAGAAAAUUAAGUAACAUGAUUAGUCUUAAGCAUCUUGAGACUGGUCAAUGUACUGGUUUGACACAUAUGCCAUCCGGGAUUGGGCAGCUAACUUCGCUUCAAACAUUAACACGAUUUGUAGUAGGCAUGAGUUCCUUCGAAAUGGCCAGUGGAGGUCUAAGGGAACUGAAAGACCUAAAUGAGCUGAGGGGAGAACUAAUGAUAGCAAAGCUGGAAAAUUUGAGAAAUGUUGCAGCAGAAUGCGAGGAAGCAAACUUGAAGGAGAAACAACACCUAGAGGUGUUGACUUUAGAUUGGAGUCGAGAAGUUAAUAAUCAUGUUAGUUUUGAAGAAGAUGAAGCAUUGUUGGAAGGCCUGCAGCCACAUUCAAAUCUUCAAGAGUUUCACAUUUAUGGAUAUAGAGCUGAAAGGUUCCCAAAGUGGAUGAGCUUUGACAUGGCUUUGCUACUCCCAAACUUACUUGAAAUCACCAUAUGGAAUUGUAUUAAAUGCAUACAUCUCCCGUUGUUCAGUCAGCUUCCCAAGCUUAAGGUGCUCAGGCUUGAAGUGAUAACUGCUGUCGAAUACAUUGAAGAUAGCAGGGCCGAGUCUUCUUCAUCUUUAUCAUUCAAGGGAAAUCCAAUGAAUAGAGGAAGAGAAGGUAAAGAAUUCUUCCCUUGCCUAGAAGAAUUAGUGUUUUUUGACUUGCGAAAUCUGAAGGGAUGGUGGAGGGAAGCCCCUCCUGUUACCAAUAAUAAUCAUGGCGCAGCAGCAUCACCACAAAGGCCAUUGCAGAAGAAGGAAUCAAUGGUCUCAUUCCCUUGUCUUUCGAAAUUAAAAAUUGGGAUUUGCACCAACCUGACACAUAUGCCAUUGCAUCCAUUUCUGGAAGAACUGGAGCUAAAGAAUACGCCUGCAAGGCUUUUGCAACAGUCAGCAAUGGUAGCAGCAGGAGCAAAUUUGGUGUAUCCAUUGUAUCUUUCCAAGCUAAAGGUUAUGCAUAUUGAUGGUAUCAUAGAUUUGGUGUCAUUUCCAGAGAAGGGGAUUCAUCAUCUUACAUCUCUUCAACAUCUAUCAAUAGAAAAUUGUCCUGACCUAGUAUGCCUAACUGAGGAAGGCCUGAAGAGUUUAACUUCACUCCGAUUUUUCAAUAUUCGAUGUUGUGAAAUACUCAAGUCACUUUUCAAAGGGUUUAAACAUCUAACAGCCCUUGAAGAGCUUGAAAUCAAAGAAUGCAGAGAGCUGGAUCUGUCAAAAGAUUUGGAAGAGAAUGUCAUGGAACUGCAAUGCCUCCGCACCUUGAGAAUCGAGGAUAUGCCGAAACUAAGUUCUCUGCCUGAUGGUCUUCAACAUGUCACCACACUGAAAGAUUUGCAGAUUUCGAGCUGUUCGAAUCUGAAGACGUUACCGGAAUGGAUUGGAAAUCUGACUUCACUUCAAAGAUUUGAAGUCUUGGACUGUCCUCAGUUAGCAUCUUUCCCACAAACACUGUACUCUCUCAAAGCAUUAGAGUACCUUGAAAUUACAAGCUGUUCAAAGUUAUUCGACACAGGCCAAAUCAAGAAAUGCAAAAAUUGGUCAAUGAUUGCUCACAUCCCCGAGAUUGUCAUCGAUGGAGAGAAAAUGUGA
This is a messenger RNA of Gossypium raimondii (Peruvian cotton), 3516 nucleotides long. RefSeq names its product putative disease resistance protein RGA3. NCBI's taxonomy places the organism in Eukaryota, Viridiplantae, Streptophyta, Magnoliopsida, Malvales, Malvaceae. The transcript has a single exon. Gene Ontology annotation, biological process: defense response to other organism. Bases 1 to 3516 code for a protein of 1171 amino acids. The record is from RefSeq and is a predicted model, not a curated record. Gene Ontology annotation, molecular function: ADP binding.